GUGAUUAACACAUUUUCAAAAUCAUUUAAUGUUCCUUACUGCCACCCAGGCUUCUUUCACCCUUAUACACUUCGUCACUGGCAUCGCAAAGGUAAAAUUGCAGCAUUUCAUUCACCAGGUG
This is a messenger RNA of Racocetra persica, 121 nucleotides long. The record is from the annotation of a GenBank genome assembly. NCBI's taxonomy places the organism in Eukaryota, Fungi, Glomeromycota, Glomeromycetes, Diversisporales, Gigasporaceae.